AUGACACGACGUGCAGCGGCUGGAGCUACUAGUGCUGCCAUUGCAGGCAUGGCAGCAGUGAGCACUGCAUUCGUGUGCCCUGUGGCAAGAACAUCGCACACGGAGGGCGCGACUGCAUUGCGAGGAGCCAGCAGCGCAUCUUCUUCUGCUGCAAGCGCUCUUUCUUCUAGCACCGGUGUAGCCAUUUUGGCCACAAGUGCAGCCCUAGCUUUCCGACGGAACCAGGCACGCGCCAGCGCCAGCGCCCUGAGAGCAUUUGAGCAGGAAGCUGGAGUUCAAGCUCCUCUGGGCUUUUGGGACCCCCUGGGUCUUUCCACAAGUGGCAAUGUCUCGGACUACAAACGACGCAGAGAAGUAGAACUCAAGCAUGGCCGAGUAGCAAUGUUUGCAACUAUUGGCUAUAUCUUGCCUGAAUAUUGGCGCUUUCCGGGCUACCUGUCGAAGUUUCUGGACAUCAAAUUCGCAGACGUCCCCAAUGGCUUGAGCGCCUUCACCAAGGUGCCCCCUCUCGGAUGGCUUCAGAUUGUGGGCUUCGCUGGGGUUGUAGAACUCAACAUCUACAAUGAGCAGGUUAAUGAUGAACCAGGAAACUAUGGUGCUUGUUUCCUUGGUCUCCGAUCCAUUGGCUUCAUGAACAGCGGCAUUGCUGAUCCUGAAGUUCGUAGGAAAAAACUCAAUGCCGAACUUGCAAAUGGAAGAUUGGCCAUGUUUGCAAUCAUCGGAAUGUUUUUCCAGGAUGGUCUCACAGGCUCGGCUUGGGGUGAUUGGUCUUUGUACACUGAUUCACCUCUUCGAGCAUUCGAAGAAGAGUUGGGUGUUCAGGCGCCUGUCGGAUUUUGGGAUCCCGUCGGAUACACUCGCGAUGGAGAUUUGGAGACAUUCAAGCGACGACGAGAGACAGAGAUCAAGCACGGCCGUGUGGCCAUGUACCUACCAUUGGAUAUAUCGUGCCCGAAUACUUCAAGUGGCCGGGAUUUUUGUCCCCUUCUAUGGGCUUGA
Messenger RNA from Cladocopium goreaui, 999 nucleotides. The record is from the annotation of a GenBank genome assembly. Lineage: Eukaryota; Dinophyceae; Suessiales; Symbiodiniaceae.